Podospora pseudopauciseta is the source of this 1205-nucleotide messenger RNA. RefSeq lists its product as uncharacterized. Lineage: Eukaryota; Fungi; Ascomycota; Sordariomycetes; Sordariales; Podosporaceae. Gene Ontology annotation, molecular function: methyltransferase activity. The transcript has 7 exons. Bases 1 to 1110 code for a protein of 369 amino acids. The record is from RefSeq and is a predicted model, not a curated record.
AUGGGGUCUUCUAAGCCGCCAUCUUCACCCGCUGCUCCUUCGAGCCCACCGGCGGCAGCCGCCGAAGCGGGCACGCACGGAGAGGAGGCCGCGCCCAUCAUUGUGGAUCCCGAGUUUGAAACCGAGGUUCAAGGUGAUGGUGACUCUGCCAUUGGAUAUGCCGAAUCUUCCACCGCGUCUCUCAGCUCUUCCAUCUUGCAGUACCGUGAGAUUCAUGGACGCACAUAUCAGAAUUUCAAGGAGGCCGAGUACUGGGCACCUAAUGAUGACAAGCAAAAUGAUGGGUUGGACUUGCACCACCACAUGAUGUAUUUGAUCCACAACAACUCGCUUUUCCGGUCACCAGUUGAAGAUCCAGAUGCUGUUCUUGACGUGGGCACCGGAACCGGUAUUUGGGCCUUGGACUGCGCGGACCAAUUUCCCGCCGCCGAAGUCAUCGGCACUGAUCUUUCUCCCAUCCAGCCAACAUGGACGCCCCCCAACUGCCGUUUCGAGCUUGAUGACGCCUCCUUGGACUGGACCUUCUCCGCUGACAAGUUCGACCUCGUUCACCUCCGCUUCCUCAUCGGCUCCAUCGAAGACUGGCCCAAACUCUACCGCCAAGCCUACCGCUGCCUCAAGCCCGGCGGCUGGCUCGAGCACACCGACUUCACCAUCCGCAUCGCCUCCGACGACGGCUCCAUCCCCAUCGAGGAUCCAAAACACCCUUACGCCAUCUGGAACAGGAUUUUUGACGAAGCUGGUGAGAAAAUCCGCCGCACCUUUUUGGUGUCCGACAAGGGCAAGAAUGCCGAGUGGAUGAAAGAAGCAGGCUUUCCUGGGCCGUUCAACGUCGAGCAUUACAAGUUGCCCUUGGGGACAUGGCCAAAGGACAAGAAGUGGAAAGAGGUCGGAGCCUUUAACAAGCAGAGCUGCUUGGAAGGGCUGGAGGGGUAUGUUCUUUACCUUGCGGUGAAGAUCUUGGGGUGGAAGUUUGAGGAGGUGCAGGUUUUGUGCAGCAAGAUGAGGAGCGCGUUGGCCAACCCCAACUAUCAUGCCUAUUAUGGGUGCUCAACGGUAUGGACACAAAAGCCGCUUGAUGAGCAAGCUGUUGGCGACGCGGAAGCCUAGAAUGAUGCACAUUCUUUUAUGCUUUGGUCAUGUACGGAGGAAUCAACGAUGGCUACAGUGAAGGUGGGAGAUUUGGGUCGGCCAGAAAACAAGGG